CCUGCGUCUCUUUCUUCUCUCUCUCACAAACCGCCUACAACAUACUGACUGAUACAUGAGCUUCUUAAAUUGGCAAAGGCUUUAAAGGUUCCUAUGUGUGCUUGAAGCAGCCAGCUUUUUCUUUUUAUUACUAUUUUUCCUCACUGCCCCUUCAGUUAAAGACUUUAAAGUUGAGGGAAUUCUGAUGUUUUUCGUGGUUAAAGCAGGUUUAUAGUUCAAUCCCACCGCGACAGUUUCUUCUUUUCCUCCUUCCUCCUCCUCCUCCUCCUUUCUUGUUUCCUCCGUUUUUCUCUUCUCUCCUUCUUCUGCAUAUACACACGCCUCUCUUGUUCACGUCGCGGCUUUUGGAUUGAUUUCUUCUCUCUGCUCAAGUACUUAAGAAUUGAUAUUUUCAAUUUGGUUGAAUUGAAGGUUCUUCGUCUCUCUGUGAUGUUUGUUUUGAUUAUUAUUUGCUACGUUGACGUCAUCUAGUUUCUCAAUCGAAUCAUCCGCAGCAGUGGCUGAAGCAUCUAUGUCUUGAUAUAAGGUUGACAAACUCGUGAAAAUGAUUUGGCCAGUAUCAAGGCGAUCUUGUUUUGUUAUUAUUUUCACUUCCCAGUCAUGGAAAAUGAUUGAAACUCACCCUUCAUCCAUUUCCCUUCCUUGUUUCUGGAAAUUUUAGCCUUCGAUCUCAUGAAUCAAGCUCUUGGAAUAGUUCCAAGAGAGAGAGAGCAUAUAGAAGAAGCUGGCUCAUCAUCAGUGGCUGCGGACUGUUGCAUAGAAAGAGAAAUCGUGAAGAAAGGAGAAUAGCAUGAACAAGAUGAGCAAUUUGAGCUCUGUGAACAGUUGUGAUCUGAUAGAUGCGAAGCUUGAAGAGCAUCAGUUGUGUGGAUCCAAGCAGUGCCCUGGUUGCGGACACAAGUUUGAAACCAAACCGGACUGGCUAGGUCUUCCGGCUGGCGUGAAGUUUGAUCCGACGGACCAAGAACUAAUCGAACACCUCGAAGCCAAAGUGGAGUCCAAGAACAUGAAAUCUCACCCUUUGAUCGACGAGUUCAUUCCCACUAUUGAAGGAGAAGAUGGAAUUUGUUAUACCCAUCCUGAGAAACUCCCAGGAGUAACAAGGGACGGGUUGAGUAGGCACUUCUUUCACAGACCUUCGAAGGCUUACACGACCGGAACAAGAAAGAGGAGAAAAAUCCAGAACGAGAGCGAGAUGCAAGGAGGAGAAACGCGGUGGCACAAGACGGGGAAGACGAGGCCGGUGAUGGUGAACGGCAAGCAAAAGGGCUGCAAGAAGAUUCUCGUGCUCUACACCAACUUCGGCAAGAACCGAAAGCCCGAGAAGACCAACUGGGUGAUGCAUCAGUACCAUCUGGGCCAGCACGAGGAGGAGAAAGAAGGAGAGCUCGUCGUGUCCAAGAUUUUCUACCAGACUCAGCCCAGACAGUGCAAUUGGUCCGACAGGUCAGCCACCACCGGCGAACCCAGCGGCGACUUCGUUAAUGCCAAUAGCAGGAGAGACAGUGGGAGUGGGAGCUGUUCUUCUUCUAAGGAGAUCAACAACGUUGUUGUCACAGCUCACAGGGAUGAUCAGAUGUCCGCGGUCGUCGGUGUUGUUCCUCCCAUGUCGUCGUACCUUCAUCAUCACCAUCAUCAUCCCUUGGAUAUUCAACAACACCUCAAACCCGACCACUUUGGAUUCAUUCCGUUCCGGAAAAGCUUUGACGAGGUGGGAAUAGGAGAGGGUUCAAUGGGGAGAGAUCAAGUGCAGCCAUCAGGCGAAGAAGUUAAUGAAGGACAAAGGCAGCAACAGCAACAUCAUCAUCAUCAAGUGGCUCAGCAUCAUCAGCAACAUCAGAAUAUGGCGACCACGACAGCUUUCCAUAUAGGCAGGCCUUCACUUCCGAUCUCUAACAUAAUCUCUCCUCCACCUCUCCACCACACUUCCAUCAUCCUCGAUGAUAACUCCUACCAUGUCUCCAGAAUCAUGCUCCAAAACGACAACUUUCAGCAACAGCAGCAGCAACAUCAUAAACUAGGAGGAAGCUCUGCGUCUGGUUUGGAGGAACUCAUAAUGGGAUGCACUUCAUCAACUGAUAUUAAAGCGGAAUCAUCAGUCUCCGUCACAAACCCUCAAGAAGCUGAAUGGCUCAAAUACUCUUACUGGCCCGACCCGGAUAACCCAGAUCAUCACGGGUAGUAGAGAGAGGAGGGAAAAUACAAAAAAAAAAUAUUUAAAAAAAUUACAAAGAGAGAUUGAUGGACCAAGUCAGUGUCGUCGUCGUCGUCAUAAGUACGUAGGGGAGGCCAACCCCCAAGUUUCUUUGCAUCAAAAAGGCCAAAGAGGCCGAAAUCAAAUCGUCCAUGGUUUGCUCUUUUACUUUCUUUUCUUCCAUCAGCGGCGGCUUGUUUCAAUAUUGCCUUUGUGAAUUAGCUCUCAACAGAACAAAGCUGGAAUUAAAGACCAUACCAGAGAGUGAGAAAAUGAAGAAGAAAAUCAAACAAGAAGAAAAGAAACCAAAGAAAGGCUGCCCCUACCUUCUGACACAUUGAGGGAUGAGUCGAACGUAAUUGCAUCGUCCUCCAUCACUAUUAUCAUUACAAUAUAUAUAUAUAUAUAUAUAUUUCAUCUUUGUUGUUAUGAUCUGCAUAUUAUUUUAUUAUUUUUAGAUGCUUGCAUAAUUAUGUCUUCUCGUUUCUUUAUACAAGAAAUAUACGAAUGAGUUUGUACGUGCAAUUCCUGCAAACGGCCGUCUUAGUUGCCUUUUUUUUUUUCGCUGUGAUUAUUCAUGUUUUGUUUAAUGCCAUGAAUAUGAUUUAUUUACGCAGAAAUGAAGCGUCUCAAGAGUUUUUCA
This is a messenger RNA of Prosopis cineraria, 2837 nucleotides long. RefSeq names its product NAC domain-containing protein 75. Gene Ontology annotation, biological process: regulation of DNA-templated transcription. The record is from RefSeq and is a predicted model, not a curated record. Lineage: Eukaryota; Viridiplantae; Streptophyta; Magnoliopsida; Fabales; Fabaceae. The transcript has 6 exons. Gene Ontology annotation, cellular component: nucleus. Bases 791 to 2182 code for a protein of 463 amino acids. Gene Ontology annotation, molecular function: transcription cis-regulatory region binding; DNA-binding transcription factor activity.